This is a messenger RNA of Aspergillus novofumigatus IBT 16806, 1371 nucleotides long. Its product is annotated as LipA and NB-ARC domain protein. Bases 118 to 1371 code for a protein of 417 amino acids. The transcript is spliced from 8 exons. The record is from RefSeq and is a predicted model, not a curated record. Lineage: Eukaryota; Fungi; Ascomycota; Eurotiomycetes; Eurotiales; Aspergillaceae.
CACGUGUCACAAACUUGAUGGGUCGCUGACCUUUUAACUGCCAGGCCCAGUAACAAUGCAAUUGCUUCCCCUGAAACUCAAUUAUCUUUGGAAAAUAGGCAACCUAGUUACCACAAAAUGACUAAGGAUAAUGAAUACGGGAUUAUCAUUCUCCAUGACCCAUCAACUACCGAUGGGAAAAACCGGGCUUAUAAGACCGUUUUCGAUUUAAUUGCGAUCCAUGGCCUUAAUGGGGACCCUAUCAACACAUGGACCCACACUGAAACUGGAGUAAUGUGGUUAAGAGAUCUUCUACCUGCAGUGAUUCCAGACAUUUGUAUUAUGACUUUUGGAUAUAAUGCCCGCUUCAAGAAUUUCACCGCGCAGGCCUUAGGCACCCCUCAUAACGGUAGCAGCCUUGCAGCCAUGGGAAAGGUCCUGGCAAAUAUUGUCUCAGCAUUUUCGCCAAUCAGGGCUCCCCGUGCGCUUAUAGGGAUGCUGCAGAAGGACUCAGAGGUCCUGUUAGAAAUUACUGAAGACUUCCUCAAGAGGAGGAGGAAAGUUCAACUUGUAUCCUUCUAUGAGCUUGAGUUCACUUCCAUCGGCCCCUUUUUAAGAAGACUGAUCGUCGAUCAGUGCUCUGUGAUUCUAAAUGUUCCCUACGAAAUCGCUGUCCCCCAGUUUGCCGACCACAGGAACAUUGCUAGAUUCAGGUCUUCGCAGGAUCGGUCCUAUCGACCUGUGGUUUCUCGGCUGAAAGUCUUUGCCCAGACCCUACGCAGUGGCUAUCCGAAAUCCUCUAUUUCAUUAGACUUAAGAACGCAGCCAUGCUCAUUCUUCUGCGGAAGAGAUGAUGUAUUUAAUAUGCUGAAGACGUUCUUCUAUGAAGACCAGGGGCAGGCUCAAGGCAGAUGGACAUUUGCAAUAUGUGGUCUUAACUUUGACCACUUACAUGAUCUUCUUAAGCUUGGAGAUUCUAAGGAUAAAAUUAGUGCUGUUAAAGGCUGGCUAUCUUGGCCUGAAAACACGGAGAACGGCCACAUUCUGAGUCCCCUGAUGGAAAAUGAUGCGGUGCAACUACUCCUUGAAAAGUUAGGGAUCCAGAACCCUACCGCAGGGGAUAUUGAAGACGCAAGGACCAUUACAGGCCUUCUUAGGUCUCUUCCUCUUACUUUAGUACAGGCUGGGGCAUUUAUUCGCUCAAGGCACAGAAGCCUUUGGGAAUAUAGUAGGUUGUAUAUGACGCAGCGGGACUAUUUACUUGGCUUUAUAUUAUAUCUUGGAGACUCUGAAAAGGCAGUAUUAACAACCUGGGAAAUUAAUUUUAAAACUAUCUUUAAUUCUGGAAAUGCUGCUACAUCAAGGCUCCUCUCCUCAAAGAAGAUGGGGUGA